AUGCAGUACCGCGAGUUUGCCGAUAGCGUGCUGCCGCUUGUCGACAAAGGACACUACCAUCCGUCACAGCAGGUGCCCAAGCGCUCACGGGGUGACGACGACGAACAACCGGAGCCGAAGCGAUCACGGACUGAUGCCGGUGGUGCCGAGAUCGAUAAGAUGAGGGCGGACAUGGAUGCUCUCCGGGCCGAGAAUGAGCGGCUCAAGACUGAGAACAAGCAGCUCAGGGCUGAGAAUGAGAGGCUCAGGGAUGCGAGUCGUACUUCCGCUCCUUUCGUCAAGAAAGAGGAAGUCGACGAGGAUGGUGUCGAGACUCUUAGCGAAGAGUUCGACAGACUCGUUGAAGAAGAGCUUGCUCGAAUAAGUCGGUGA
This is a messenger RNA of Alternaria infectoria, 372 nucleotides long. RefSeq lists its product as uncharacterized. The coding region runs from base 1 to 372 and encodes 123 amino acids. The record is from RefSeq and is a predicted model, not a curated record. NCBI's taxonomy places the organism in Eukaryota, Fungi, Ascomycota, Dothideomycetes, Pleosporales, Pleosporaceae. The transcript has 2 exons.